AUGCCCACGUUCAGCUCCCGCUCGACCAUUCGCGAGACUGCUGGCAAUUUUACUCUAUCACUGGGUGCGCGUCACAUAUUCGCAGUUGGGUCACCAUCCGAGGAGGUCUACAACGCGAAAGGGCUGCUUCCAGAGGACGUGGACAUCAUCCUUGGCUCGAAUCUGGUCUUCUCGCUAUCUGGUGUACUUGGUUCUGCUAGAGUUGCAGCGAAUGGCGUACAGCACUCGGCUAUUGUCCACCAGUUUCUGUCUCAUCUGAAGACGAACUCGUCCCAGCUCGGCCUGAGUACCGUGUCUGACGUGUACAUUGAUGAAGACGAUGGGCUCCCAAAGUUUACUGCGGCAUCAUCUCGUCCCAUGCCCUCUGGUAGACGACCUCCCACUGUGCGCUUGGUCGCGAUAGAUCUAGUGUUUGAAUGGAAGUCCACUGUUUCAGACGAAGCCAAGGGCGCGGAUGACGUCGAUCCAUUCGCCGCUCGUGCUUAUCUUCCCAUCAUGUCCGCGCUUGACCGCCUUGUAGAUACUUUUGUUUGCUGGCAUCUUGUCAGACGGUACCCCUUGAUCUUUGGACCUUGGCGCAACAUGCUUGACUUGGAAUGCUCAUUCUUCCCUGUUGUGCUUCGCUCAAUAACCCACAUGGCACAACGAUCCUCUAACCCGUUAUUCCGGAAGAGAUUCACACGACUCAUGACGACCCUCGAGACGCAAAUCGUCUCGUCGUCCGCGUCAUCCAUCGCCGCGUUACAUGGAUAUCUUGGGCAUCCUCCUGACGAAAGCGAUAAGGCCGAACACGGCAUUGAUACAGCUGUUGACUCAGACUAUGACGUUCUAUCUCUAUCGCUGGAGAGGCUCUUCAGGCAAGAAAUCAGGCCGGCACGCUUUAAGGGCUGCGGAACGGUGUCCGGCGUGGUACACGCGGAUGAGAAUGAUGACGCCGUGUUCAACUUGUCGCAAGACCUGCUCGACGAUGCUGGGGGUACGUUGAAUGAAAUUAUCGAUGAUGAAGACGACGACGACGAUGACGACGAAGAUGAUGACUAUAUUCUGGGAUCCGAGCAGGUCUUGGACCAUAGUCAGGUUGAAUUAGACAUCGAUGACUGGCAGGACUUUCCUGGCGAUGAUCCUCUCUUGUUCGGCAGAUUCGAUGAAGAUAGCCCAACGCCUUCCUCGUCGCCGGAUCAUGAUGACUUCAUGCCGUCAAGCUCAGAGUCCGAAAUUUACACCCACACACCCCACACGCAUGCAGCAAGCGUCGAUGGAUUGCGCACUACAGAACUUUGUUCAUCUCAUUCACAAAAGGUCUUCUUGGUGUCGACUUCAGCCGACACACUCUCACAUGACAACCUUCAUGGGGAAGAAUUAGGACUCGGGUUCCUCGGCGCUGAUGAUGGCCUUACUCUGUCUCAUGAUCCAGCUGCGGAUUACUGGAGCUUUUCAGCUGCAAAUGAUGUAGACAUAUUCUACUCUCGUCCUUCCUCUCCAGAAAGCUGCCGCUCAUUCAGGAACAACUGCGCGGGUCCUCGGGAAGUUGACUCCGUUGACUGUCCGGAUUCUCUCGCUCGCCAGGACUGCUUGAACAUGUCGCCUACGCGGGCUUCUCACUCUCAGGCUUCGGAUGUCGUAUUUAACGGCGCUGAAGACGGCUGUAUCUUGGACUUGGAUUGGGAUAUCCCGGACUUGGAUUCUAGUAGCAGAAGCUCAGAUGAUGGUCAUCAACCUUCUGCAGACGACUUCAGAGAAGCCUCUCACACCCAUACCGGAUCUCACCUUACAGACUGCUACGUGCUCUCCGGCAUUGAUAGAGCAACGUCGCAUGAGGCUACCUUCUGCUGUUCUAGACCUUCAAGUUCGUCCCUCAUCGCUGUGAUAGGAUCCGCGAUUGACCCAGAGGAGCUCGAGGAUAAGGAAGAGGUGGAAGAGGGCGAUAUUCUUGUCGUAGAUUAG
Sparassis crispa is the source of this 1944-nucleotide messenger RNA. RefSeq lists its product as hypothetical. Bases 1 to 1944 code for a protein of 647 amino acids. Lineage: Eukaryota; Fungi; Basidiomycota; Agaricomycetes; Polyporales; Sparassidaceae. The transcript has 9 exons. The record is from RefSeq and is a predicted model, not a curated record.